UUGCUCGUAAGCACCAUGGAGCUUUUUGGAAGCUUUGUCCGGCCCCACGGUGAGACCUUGGGGUUCCCAGCAUCUCGUCCCGGUAACACGGGCGUGGUGAAGACCUUGGGGAACACCUAUCAGUUCACGGUGGAUGUCAGCGACUUCGCCCCUGAGGACAUCAUUGUCACCACCUCCAACAACCAGAUCGAGGUGCACGCUGAGAAGCUGGCUGCAGAUGGCACCGUCAUGAACACCUUCACCCACAAAUGCCAGCUACCCGAAGACGUGGACCCCACGUCAGUGUCAUCCUCGCUGGGGGACAACGGGAUGCUGACCAUCCGGGCUCAGCGCCAGCCUGCCAAGCACUCUGACCACGUCCAGCAAACCUUCCGGACUGAGAUCAAGAUCUGAGGGGUGGGGG
Acanthisitta chloris (rifleman) is the source of this 403-nucleotide messenger RNA. It is a transcript of the gene HSPB7, whose product is annotated as heat shock 27kDa protein family, member 7 (cardiovascular). The record is from RefSeq and is a predicted model, not a curated record. Gene Ontology annotation, biological process: heart development. Gene Ontology annotation, cellular component: nucleus; cytoplasm. Lineage: Eukaryota; Metazoa; Chordata; Aves; Passeriformes; Acanthisittidae. The transcript is spliced from 3 exons. Bases 16 to 393 code for a protein of 125 amino acids.